Molecule: messenger RNA, 4015 nt
Organism: Xiphophorus couchianus (Monterrey platyfish)
Lineage: Eukaryota; Metazoa; Chordata; Actinopteri; Cyprinodontiformes; Poeciliidae
Gene: lamb3
Product: laminin subunit beta 3
Exons: 22
Coding region: 181-3714 (1177 amino acids)
Biological process (GO): tissue development; substrate adhesion-dependent cell spreading; animal organ morphogenesis
Cellular component (GO): laminin trimer
Source: RefSeq, a predicted model, not a curated record
GUUGGGACUCUGACACACGCUGUAUCACCCGUCCAGGUGAGCCGGUGUAUAAAACAGCAGUCGGUCAGCAGCGUGUUCUUUAACACGGACAGAAUCUAACCUUUAACGGAUCCGAUUUCCAGGGGCCCUUCACUCGAUUCCCCAGCAGCCAGAGUUUACCGAGCCUUUUCACGUUUGCUGAUGCUCGGCUUUCCUCUGCCACAGGAAUCCAGAAUGAGGAUCCUUUUGCUCCUGACUGCGGCGGCGACGGCGGCGGCGGCUGCAGCCCAGAACGACUGCUCUCUGGGAGCAUGUUACCCUCCGAGCACAGACCUGCUGCUGGGCCGGUCUCACCAGCUCCGGGCCUCCUCCACCUGUGGCCUCACUAACUCAGAGAUCUACUGCACCCCAUUCCAGUGGAGAAUGAAAUGCUGCCCUUGUGACUCUAGGAACCCAAACGGUCAGCUGGCCCACACAGUGCAAGACGUCCUCACGACUUCUGGGCCAAACCGGUGGUGGCAGUCCAGUAAAGGCGUAGAUCCAGUCAUCCUUCAGUUUGACCUCAACAAUCUGUUCCAGCUCGACAACCUGAUGCUCAGCUUCAAGGGUCCUCGUCCCAAAGCCCUGCUCAUAGAGAGAACUCUGGACAAUGGACGGACAUGGCAGCCCGCACUCUACUUGGCCAAAAACUGCGAGGAAGCUUUCCCUGGGAUCCAAACCAACAGCCCCAUCAGUCUGGAGCAGACAUACUGCCACGCACUGCGACCCCAUGCUGACCCAUUCCAGGAGGAAACGAUCGAGUUCAGCCCGUUGCGUCCGUACCUUUUUGCUCCAGUUUCCAACAGCCAGAAGAUUGAAGAUAAGGCCGGUCUGACCGGCCUGCGGGUGACGCUGACGGAGCUGGGCGAUGUGCCCCACUUCCCGGGCAGAUCCUUCAGCAAGUUUUUUGCCCUGAAGGAGAUGAGAGUGAUGGGAACCUGCAUGUGCCACGGACAUGCCGACCGCUGCCAGGCGCAGGAGUACAACUACCCCGGUACCGACACCAUUCAGGUGAAUCAUGUGUGUGACUGCAGACAUAACACCGCCGGCGAGAACUGCGAGCGCUGCGCCGACUUCUACAACGAUCUGCCUUGGAGACCCGCAGAGGAAGGGAACACACACACCUGCCAACGCUGUGACUGUAACAACCACGCCCAGCGCUGUCACUUCGACCCAACAGUGUAUGAGGCCAGUGGGCGGAGGAGUGGCGGAGUGUGUGAGGGCUGCAUGCACCACACCACAGGGCCCAAGUGUGACCGGUGUGCCCGGGGCUACCAGCCAAACCCCCGGAGCCGGAUGGAUCGUCCCGAUGCGUGCAUACGCUGUGCCUGCAAUGCGGAGGGGACGGUGAACGGGGGCCAGUGUGAAGACAGCGCCGGCUCCUGUCCGUGCAAAGCUAAUGUGGAGGGCCCUCACUGCGACCGCUGCAGAAAAGGUUUCCACAGCCUGAGCUCGUCCGACCCGAUGGGCUGCAAAAAAUGUUCCUGUUCUCCAGUCGGCUCCCUGUCGACCCUGUGUGACCCUGUGACCGGACAGUGCCCCUGUCGCCCCCACUUCCACGGCCUGACCUGCGACGUGUGUUCGAAAGGCUACUGGAAGCCGCCCCAGUCAGAUGUCUGCGAACCGUGUGGCUGUGACCCGACCGGGUCAACCAGUGACACCUGUGACCAGCGGACAGGUCAGUGUCGGUGCAGACGAGACUUUGGAGGAAGGACAUGCAGUCAGUGCGCAGACGGCUCAUACGGGACCCCUCUGUCUGGCUGCCGACCUUGUCCAUGUGACACAGCAGGAACCCUUCAGGAAGUGUGCAACAGGAAAACGGGAGAGUGUUUGUGCCGACCAGGUGCCACCGGGCCCCGCUGCGACUCCUGCAGUCGCGGGUACUGCGACUCGUUCCCUGCCUGUGAACUUUGUCCGAACUGCUUCUUCACUCUGGACUCCCAGCGAAGGAACGUCAGCCUCGCUCUGGACAAGCUGUCCUUCAGGCUGCCGUCUCUUCCCGGAGGCGGUGGGGAUCUCGGGAGCUUCGGGCCACGCUUUCGGGAGCUUGAGGCCGGCCUCGGCCGGAUCAGGGAGUCCGUAUCCCGACCGCCCAAGACUGUCACACAGCUGGACGAUGCUCUGUUCCUGCUCAACAAACUGAGGGGCGACUUGGAAAAGGUCGACGACAAUCUUCCUCCUCCAGUCAGAGAUCCUGGUUUGGAAGCGGAGCUGGAUAAACUGCAGGCUCUGCUGGAUAGCAUCUCUUUAAUAUACGAAGCCAAGAAAGAUUCCACGGGGGCCGUCACCGACCCCGACGAUGCAGAAGGUCUUGAUGUCAUCAAGAAAGCGUACGAUGAGUCAACAGAUGCGGCUAAGAAAGUGAAUUCGACUGAGAACACGAUAAAGGAGGCGAGAGACAUCCGAGAGGAGGCCGAGGGCGUUCAGAAUCGGGUGCAGCCAAACAACACCAGAGACCUGAGCCAGCUGAAAAACAACAUGGCCUCCCAGCCAGACCUCACUCCUGUUGCUAAGCAGGUGUGUGGCAGUGCUCGGUCCGAGCCCUGCACCCCUCUGCGGUGUGAGGGGGACGCUCUGUGUCCACCGGAGGGAAGCCCGCUCUGCCAGAACGGGGCGCAGUGCGUCGGCGCGCUGCCUAUAAGCAAACGGGCCGACGCCGACGUUACGGACGUGAAGGACCGUCUGGCCAACCUCAGUCUGAAGAUCACCGAGGCUGCAGAAAUGCUUCAGAACGCGCAGGAAAAAUCUGACGAGGUGAGGCAAGUAGUGAAAGACUUGUCGGGCAAGACUAAGACGGCCAGAGAUCGGCUGGAGGACGACCUGCAGGAGACGCGCACCAUAAUUCAAGACCUCAAGGACUUUCUGACGGAUCCAUCUUCCAACCUCACCCAGGUUCAGGAGAUAAGCGAGUGGAUUCUGAACGCCAACCUGCCGGUCAGCCUGCCAGCCUUGGAGAAGAAGCUGGAGGAGCUGAAAAAUCUGGCUGCAAGUCUGCCGAACACCGAGAACGUUCUGAAGGAGGCCAAGCCCCAGCUGGACACAGCCAAGAAGCUGCUGCAGGAGGCGGAUGCGGCCAGGGUCAAGGCGCUGGGAACCAAGGACAAUUUGGACAAACUCCUGAAAGGCUUGGACGCAGGGAACGACUCCUUCUCUGACUUGGAAGGAAAGCUGCAGGGCAGCUUGGACCUCAUCGACAGCGUCCGUGACGACCUGACACAGGUGGAAGACACGCUGAAGCCAGCAGAGAAGGCGCUGACCGACACAGAGGCACUGACGACACCGAUGAAGGACCAGCUGGAGGAGCUGAAGAAGCUGCUGGAGGACGCAAAGCGGAAGGCUCCCGAAGCUCUGCAGACUGCAGGGAAGGCUGAGGAGGAGGCAGCUGCAGCUCAACCGAUUCUGAAGAGUUUGGAGGAGCAGCUCGAUCGUCUUAAAGGCCAGGUGAGCCCUGGAGCUCCUGGAGAGACGUCUCCUCUGGCAGAGAGAGUGGAGAAGCUGAAGGAGAAAGCUAAAACUCUGACUAACACCACACUCAAUAUGACAGACGCUCUCGAAGGAAAAGCAGACACCCUGAGAGGACUGCAGGACGAGAUCAUCCAGAAGUCUGCCAAGCUUGAAGGACUUGACGCCAAGCUGAAGGACAUCUUGCAAGCGAUCCGAAAAAGAGCCGACGAUCUCCGCACCUGUUCGGCCUAAAUUGCCUAUGCAGUGGGGCACUGUGGCGCCCCUUAUUGCUCCGUCAAAACCCUAACCUAACAUAUAUAUUUUUAAAAUAUUUGCACUCUUUGCAUAGCACUUUUUCAACAAGAUCAUUUUUAUUCUGAGAUAUAGUAAUCUGUGUUUCACUCUACACUCUCCUCCACUGUUAGCAUGUGGUACAACUGUUCUACUUUUCAAAAAGGAACAAAAGGGUCACUGAUACUGUACAAUAUUUAUUUUUUAUUGGUUGGCAUCUGCUGUUUGUGCACUUUUAAAAUAAAUUCUUGUUUACUGCUAA